Bradysia coprophila is the source of this 852-nucleotide messenger RNA. Its product is annotated as myosin light chain alkali-like. Lineage: Eukaryota; Metazoa; Arthropoda; Insecta; Diptera; Sciaridae. The record is from RefSeq and is a predicted model, not a curated record. Gene Ontology annotation, molecular function: calcium ion binding. Gene Ontology annotation, cellular component: muscle myosin complex.
GAAUCGAAUGGGAUUAAUUGUCAUGCGCGACAAAUUUAAUUGAGCCGUAAUUCAAUUUAAUUGUGAUCGAACGGUAACAUCAGUCUAUUCGUUCAGUAUUCACUUUGCUAUCAGUUGCAUCGCCCUGACAAAAAAACGUGAUUCAUUAUGCCAGAUCUACGACGAGACGAUAUUGAAGAUGCUGAAUUCGUAUUCACAAUCUACGAUUGCGAUGGAGAGCAAAACAAAAUCGAUGCCAAUGAUCUUGGAGAUGUGUUAAGAGCACUCGGUUGCAAUCCAACCCUGGCAUAUAUCAAAAAACUUGGCGAAACAGAAAAGCGUGGCGAGAAAAUUAUUCCGAUCGAAGAAUUUCUGCAAAUAUUCAACGAAGUGAAAAAUCAAAAAGAUCAAGGCUGUUACGAAGAUUUCAUCGAAUGUUUGAAAUUGUACGACAAAAGAGAGGACGGCAAAAUGGUACUCGCUGAAUUAAGUUACGCUUUGCUUGCGUUAGGUGAAACGUUGACCCAAGAUCAAGUAGAUGCGGUCUUUGCUGAUUGUAUGGGCGAAGAGAAUGAUGACGGUGAAGUCGAUUAUAUUCCAUUCUUGGCGAAAAUGUGUGGAAAGGAAUAAAGAGAAAACUGACUGGACAUCAUCACAUGGCUUUUCUCUGUUAUUCUCUAAUCGACAUUGACGAACACAUAUUUAAUGAACAAUGGACACGCAUUCUUCCAAUCGAUCGUACAACAAAUUCCUAAUAAAAUUCGUUUUGCAUUGGAUAUCGAUUUCAAUUAUACUACUACCCAACAAAGAAAUGGUAAACAAAUUAGCAGUAGGGACUUUGUCAAUAUAAUGAAGCUACGCAAAAAAAAAAUA